Molecule: messenger RNA, 4482 nt
Organism: Saccharomyces paradoxus
Lineage: Eukaryota; Fungi; Ascomycota; Saccharomycetes; Saccharomycetales; Saccharomycetaceae
Gene: SCC2
Product: cohesin-loading factor complex subunit SCC2
Exons: 1
Coding region: 1-4482 (1493 amino acids)
Biological process (GO): establishment of protein localization to chromatin; establishment of mitotic sister chromatid cohesion; regulation of gene expression
Cellular component (GO): Scc2-Scc4 cohesin loading complex
Molecular function (GO): chromatin binding
Source: RefSeq, a predicted model, not a curated record
AUGUCGUACCCAGGAGAAGACACGAACAUUCCCAGAAGAGUAAUAGAGGCUCUAGAGGACCAGCCUUUGAGCUACCUGGUUCCCAAAGAUGGACUGGCCGCGUUAGUGAACGCCCCAAUGCGGGUUUCUUUACCUUUUGACAGAACGGUUUUUACCAGCGCUGAUGAUGGCAGAAAAGUAAAUAUAAACGUUUUUAGUACAACUAACACUACUACUCCUUCCAUAAAGAAUGAGGCCGAACAAGACAGGCUUGUUUUCAGGAGACCUGAUAACUUCACAUUAGCAACCAAUUCUGUGGAUUAUGUUCCAACAAACUUUUUGGAGGGACUAUCACCGCUAGCGCAGAGUGUUCUGUCAGCCCAUAAAGGGUUAGUUGAUUCUAUUAAUAUCGAGAAAAAAAGUGAGAUAGUAGGCGGACUGCAGCAAAAGCAUAAGCUUGAAAAUAUAACUUCGAAUGCUGGUAACUUGAGUUUUAAUGACGACUCUCCAAACAAGAAAACCAAAAUAUCAACAGGUAUAACAAUGACACAGGCGAAUAUAGCAAAACAAUAUUUGAAUGAUCUAAGAAAGAUUUUAGAUAUUGUAGGGUUUGACCAAAACUCUGCUGAAAUUGAAAAUAUCGAGUAUUGGCUCCAGCUGCCAAAUAAAAAAUUCGUUUUAACUACAAAUUGCUUAAUCAAGCUACAGAUGACAAUUAAAAAUAUCACCGAUAAUCCACAACUAUGGGACUCAAUUGAAAUCAUAUGGCUUUUAAGACUGCUUGAUGUAAUGGUUUGUAACAUAAAUUUCAGUAAAAGCUCCUUAAAGACGGGCUUAGAUGAUUCUACAUUACGAUAUAUUGCUUUACUAUCAACGGUUAUACUAUUCAAUAUUUUCUUACUGGGCAAGAAUGAUAGCAGCCUACAUCGAGAAUCAUACAUCAUGGAACCGCUGAAUUUUCUAAGCGACUUAAUAGAAUCUCUAAGAACAUUAACAGUUGAAUAUAAUUCUUUGAAAAUAGAAUUUGACACUUUUCAGGAGGCCCUAGACUUGCUACCGAAAUACAUAAGUAAUGGCCCAUUUCUGGAUGACAAUGUCACGACAAGGCUUGUGUAUAUUUUUAGUGACUUACUGAUGAAUAGUGACAUUGAAACAACUGCAAAUAUUCAAUUCCAAAGUUUUUGGGAUGAUGUGAAGAGAAUCAGUUCCGAUAUUUUGGUUUCAUUAUUCAGUAGCUUUGACCAGCAGAGAGGGUUUAUUAUAGAAGAGCUAAUAUCCCACGUCGAAAAGCUGCCUACAAAAAGAGUACAAAAAAAGCUAAGAAAAGUUAGUAAGGAGAACAUUUACAUCACUGAUUUUACCUUUACUUUAAUGUCGAUGUUAGAAAACAUUAAUUGUUACACCUUUUGUAGUCAGAUGAAGGAAUUGGUACCAGAAAAUAUUGAACAAUUAAAGAACGAGUACAAAAAACAAGAAGACUUUCUUUUUAACGUUGUUGAGCAUAUAAAUGACACUAUACUGGAGAGGUUUUUCAAGAAUUCAUCCUCUUUACGGUAUGUGAUCGACAACUUUGUCCAAGAUCUAUUAUUGCUGAUUCCUUCACCUCAGUGGCCUGUAGCUGAAAAAAUACUAAGCUCUUUGCUAACGAAGCUCUUGAGGGUAUUUAGCCCAUCAGUGCAGCUCUCCGCAAACAUCGAAACAAUAUGUCUACAACUUAUUGGGAAUAUUGGCUCUACAAUUUUUGAUAUCAGAUGUUCAACAAGAGACCAUGAAGAUAACAACUUAAUUAAAAUGAUCAACUACCCUGAAAAUUUGCCGCAUUUUUUUAAAUUAUUUGGAGAUUGCAUCGCAUAUAAUGAAACGACAAAAUGUCGCCGUUCUGCAACAAGGUUCCUUUGGAACUUAAGGCUCGGUACGGUCUUAAGAUUAGAAGAGUAUACAAAGGAUGCCAAGGAGCAAACUGUAGCUGUCAACGAUGAAUUGAAAAAUAUAUUGGAGCAGAUACUAGGAGGCGGAUUUGGACCUCCAUUAAAAACCAAAGAAACUGAUUUUAGUACGAUUAAAUUGGAUUAUUUUUCUAUUUUGCACGUCUUUGAACUUCUGAAUCUUUACGAUCCGUACUUGAAGUUGAUAUUAUCCCUUUUAGCCAAGGACAAAAUUAAACUGAGAUCCACUGCUAUUAAGUGCUUAUCGAUGUUGGCUUCAAAAGAUAAAGUCAUACUUUCAAACCCGAUGGUUAAAGAAACUAUUCAUCAACGUUUAAAUGACUCAUCUGCGUCUGUUAAGGAUGCCAUCUUAGAUUUGGUUAGCAUUAAUUCGUCAUAUUUUGAAUUUUACCAACAAAUUAACAACAACUAUAACGACGAUAGCAUAAUGGUAAGGAAACAUGUGUUAAAAAUUAAUGAAAAAAUGUAUGACGAGACGAACGAUGUCGUUACGAAGGUAUAUGUGAUAGCAAGAAUUCUCAUGAAAGUCGAAGACGAGGAGGACAAUAUAAUUGAUAUGGCUAAACAGAUUUUAUUAAACAGAUGGAUAUUAAAGGUACAUGAAUUAUUGGAUCAGCCUGAAAAGUUGAAGGAAAUUUCUUCCUCGGUCCUGAUAGUAAUAUCUCGUGUUGCUAUAAUGAAUGAGAAAUGCUCGCAACUUUUUGAUUUAUUUCUCAACUUUUAUCUCUUAAAUAGAGAAGCGCAUUCAAAAGAAACAUACGAAAAAAUCACACACGUUCUAGCAACUCUUACCGACUUUCUGGUACAAAAAAUUGUUGAGCUCAACUCAGAAGAUACAAAUGAAAAGAAUUCGAUUAUUGAUAAACAAAACUUUUUGAAUCUUUUGGCGAAAUUCGCUGAUUCUACGGUGUCAUUUUUAACUAAAGACCACAUCACAGCCUUAUAUCCUUAUAUGGUAUCGGAUGAAAAAUCUGACUUUCACUAUUAUAUCUUGCAAGUGUUUAGAAGCACUUUUGAAAAAUUGGCUAACUUCAAACCAAAAUUUUUGUAUGAUUUAGAGACGACCCUUUUGAGCAGACUGCCAAAGAUGAACGUAAGAGAGAUAGAUGAAGCUAUGCCUCUUAUCUGGUCUGUCGCCACUCAUCGUCAUGAUACCACUAGAGUAGCUAAAGCAUGUUCAUCCUGUCUUUCCCAUCUACAUCCUUACAUAAAUAAAGCGAAUAAAGAGGAAGCUGCCAUUGUAAUUGACGGAAAAUUGCAAAGGCUAAUAUAUUUAUCCACUGGUUUUGCUAGAUUCUGCUUUCCUAAACUCUCGAAUGAAAAAAUUGCAUUUUUACAAGAAGAUGAAACUCUGUAUGAACAUGUUACCAAGUGCUUACUUGUUCUAUCGAAAGGCAAAAUUACCCACGUAAUAAGAAGAGUUGCCGUGAAAAACCUCACUAAGUUAUGUGGAAAUCAUCCUAAACUAUUUAAUUCGAGACACGUCCUACAUUUGCUGGACAAGGAAUUUCAAGGCGAUCAGUUAGAUAUCAAACUAGUGAUUUUAGAAAGUUUAUUUGAUCUUUUUUUAUUGGAAGAAAGGAAAUCAGUGAGAAAUACCGGCGUUAAUAGCACUUUGUCUUCCAAUUCCAUUCUGAAAAAGAAAUUAUUGAAAACGAAAAAGGCAGAGUUUGCAAAUGAUGGUGUAUGUUCAGCGUUAGCUACUAGAUUCUUAAACAAUAUUCUCCAGCUAUGUCUUCUUCGUGAUCUAAAGAAUUCUCUCGUAGCUAUCAGGUUGUUGAAGUUAAUUUUGAAAUUUGGUUACACAAAUCCCUCUCAUUCUAUCCCAACUGUCAUUGCUUUGAUUGCCUCUAACAGCCAAUAUAUUCGCCAUGUCGCUUAUGAGAUUUUAGAAGAUCUUUUUGAAAAAUACGAAACGCUAGUGUUUAGUAGUUUAUCACGAGGAGUUACCAAAGCAAUACAUUACUCUAUUCACACAGAUGUCAGGCAUUAUUACAAGCAUGAUUAUUUUUUGUCUUUACUUGAAAAAUUAUGUGGAACUGGAAAAAAAAAUGCUCCGAAGUUCUUCAAAGUUGUGAAGAGAAUCAUGCAAUCCUAUUUUGAUGAAGUUACGGACUUAACAUCAACAACUACUAGUGUUCAAAAGUCAAUUUUCGUUCUUUGUGCUAACAUUUCGAAUAUUACAUUUGUUUCUCAGUACGACUUGGUAUCCCUACUCAAAACCAUUGAUUUGACAACAGACAGACUAAAAGAGAUUAUCAUGGACGAAAUAGGUGAUAAUCCUUCAUCAUUAUCCGAAUCAGAAGAGAAGCUCAAUGGGAUGAUUUUAAUACAGUUAUGUUUACAGGACUUGGGUAGUUAUUUACUGCACGUGUACGGGUUAAAAAAUGAUGUGCUUCUAUUAGAUAUGGUAGAAGAAUCGGAAUUGAAGAAUAAACAACUUCCUGCAAAGAAGCUGGAUAUCAAUAAGUUUUCUGCACAGUUAGAAAAUAUUGAGCAGUAUUCAUCAAACGAUAAACUUAUUACAUAUUUCAAAAAACACGUGAAAGAUACGUAA